CCGUUAUUCUGAAAGGUUAACAAAAAACAGAACAGACAUAUCGCGGUAUACUUGUGGGUUGUAGUAUCCUUUCCUGAACACAUGGCCCAAUUUAAAUACAGGAAGGGACUGGAACACGGCGGCUGUGUGUAAUGCUGACGCUACUGCAUGUGGAACAAAAUAAAAACUUCUAAAACCUUAACACAGAAGCUACACUUCAUUUUAACCUAAGCACACUGAGUAACUUUCUUUUAUUUUAGUUUUGUUUUUGUAAGAAACUAUUUUACAUUGUACUGUUAUUGUGUGCAACUAUUGUAAUGGUUACUUACCAGCAAGUUGGUUUGUGAUAUAAAAAAUAAAAACAUUGUACGCAUACUUUAUCUGAGGACACUGAAUGUUAACGUGUAUGAGACCCUCAUUGUAUUGGGGUUCCAGUGCAAUCUAUACAAUUGGAAGAACCGUUUUAAAACAACCAUCAAGCUGUGUCACGGUCAUUACUAACAAUUAUAUUACUCAAAUGCAGAAUGAAAAAGAUAGUAAAACAAACGGGACACACAAAAACAACGAUGCAGUUUCCGAAAACCAAGAAUUUUCUGAAAGCGAAAAGAAAAUAAUUCAAUUACACGAAGAUGCCUGCCAGGCUGGGCAACAGACAUAUAUAGACCCUGCAACUGGUUAUCUGGUGUUUACCCGAGAUGCCCACCUUCAGCGAGGGAAAUGCUGUGGUUCUGCAUGCAGACAUUGUCCGUAUGGACAAGUCAGUGUGAAGGAUCCAGCCAAAAAGAAGCAAUUUAAUUCGCUCUUUUACAUAUGAUGAUGGAGUUGCAUCUGAACUGAAUGCUUUCCACAUCUUACAACAAUAGAAGAAACAGUGAAGAAACCUGAAAUAAAGAUCAAUGACAAGCACUUUUAAAUUGUGACACUAUAAUAGUACUUAAUCAAAAGGCAUGCUGUGAUUUACAGUGCACGUUUCUUAAACACCCAAAAGUCAAAUACAUUCAUUAAAAAAAACUGUGUUUUAAAUAAAUGCAAUUGACUCUGCA
This is a messenger RNA of Polyodon spathula (Mississippi paddlefish), 1022 nucleotides long. RefSeq names its product chromosome 14 C1orf53 homolog (gene c14h1orf53). Lineage: Eukaryota; Metazoa; Chordata; Actinopteri; Acipenseriformes; Polyodontidae. The transcript has 3 exons. Bases 374 to 793 code for a protein of 139 amino acids. The record is from RefSeq and is a predicted model, not a curated record.